Cutaneotrichosporon oleaginosum is the source of this 808-nucleotide messenger RNA. RefSeq lists its product as uncharacterized. Gene Ontology annotation, molecular function: N-acetyltransferase activity. Gene Ontology annotation, cellular component: NatA complex. Gene Ontology annotation, biological process: mitotic sister chromatid cohesion. Lineage: Eukaryota; Fungi; Basidiomycota; Tremellomycetes; Trichosporonales; Trichosporonaceae. The record is from RefSeq and is a predicted model, not a curated record.
CACACAUUCGCGAUGGCACAGUACAACACGGCCGGCACUGUGUCGGCGCCGCUGGAGCUCGCGCGGGGCGAGCAUGAGGCCGUCGCGAUCAACGGGAACGGUGCGCGCGUCGCCCCGCCGCCCAAGGUCACGCUCACCAGCCUGACUCCCAACAACACCGGCACGCUGCGCAAGAUCUACAACGUCGUGCUGCCCGUCACGUACUCGGAGCGGUUUUACAAGUCGGUGCUGGACCCGAGUCUGGACGAUGUGAAUAAGCUUGUCUACUACGCCGAUAUCCCCGUGGGCGCGUGCUGCUGCAGCCUCGAGAACGUGGCGCCCAAGCAGGGCGAGCCGACGCUCGCUAUCCUGACGCUUGCCGUCCUCGCCCCGUACCGCUCGCAGGGCCUCGGCAGUGCGCUGGUGCGCCACGCCCUCCGCGCCGCGCUGCAUCCUACGGUGCCGCCGCCGCCUACGCCCCCAGCGUCGGGCACAGCGACGCGCGGACAGCUCAAGCAGGCGCCGCCGCGCGUCGUCAUCAACCGCGCGACGGUGCAUGUCCAGGUCGGCAACGAGGACGCCAAGCGCUUCUACGAGCGCCUCGGGUUCAAGGAGGACAAGGUCGUGGAUAACUACUACAAGAACUUCCAGCGCAUGGAGCCCAAGGCGGCGUGGCUGCUCGUGUGCGACGACAUUGCGGGCGCACUCGGCGAGACUGGCGCCAACGGGGCUUAGACGAUGCGAUAGAGGUUCAUGCAGCACCAUAUCCAGGUUGUGCAUUGCCCAUGGGGCGUCUACUGUGAAAAUAUGCCUAUGUGAUGGCUACGGC